Messenger RNA from Aplosporella prunicola CBS 121167, 1570 nucleotides. RefSeq lists its product as uncharacterized. The record is from RefSeq and is a predicted model, not a curated record. The coding region runs from base 184 to 1434 and encodes 416 amino acids. Lineage: Eukaryota; Fungi; Ascomycota; Dothideomycetes; Botryosphaeriales; Aplosporellaceae. The transcript is spliced from 3 exons. Gene Ontology annotation, cellular component: cytoplasm; Golgi apparatus. Gene Ontology annotation, biological process: vacuolar protein processing; protein phosphorylation; regulation of vacuole fusion, non-autophagic. Gene Ontology annotation, molecular function: protein serine/threonine kinase activity; ATP binding.
CUUAUAUCCCUCCCAAACCAGUCGCUGCCUUUCGGCUUUUACAGACUCAUCCAAAGCGCAUCCAAUCUGGAGCUGUCGCGUAUCCACCGCAGCGGCUAUCACCACGAGUUCCCCGAGCACCAACCACCCCCGGAAGGCCCAUUCUACGCUGAGGACACAAUCGGCCAGUUCAGCCCGUCCGCAAUGGCGUCAUACUUUCUCGACCUGGUCUAUUCUUUGACCAAUUGCAUGUCAUGUUUUCCCGGCUCGCCGCAGCUGAAGAUAAACAGCCGGAGUUUCAAAAUACUACGGCUGCUAGGAGAGGGCGGCUUCUCGUAUGUCUACCUCGUUCAAGACACGUCGGGACAGAACCUUUACGCGCUGAAGAAGAUACGGUGUCCCUUUGGGCAGGAGUCGGUCUCGCAAGCGCUCAAGGAAGUCGAGGCAUACAGCCUCUUCGCGCCACACCCAAACAUUAUCCAUAGCAUCGACCACAGCAUCGCGUCAGACCGGUCUGAUCCCGGCGCGAAGACGGUCUAUAUCCUGCUGCCAUACUACCGGCGAGGCAACCUGCAGGACCUGAUCAACGCGAAUUUGGUCAACCACACGCGUUUCCCGGAGCGUAGGCUCAUGAUUCUGUUCCUGGGCGUAUGCCGCGCGCUCAAGGCGAUGCACCAAUACAAGGUCAAGGGUGGGCCAGGCGGCGCCGCCAGCCAGGGGAACGCGGCGCGGGUGCGCAAGGAGGCGGCACGGGCGGACCAAGACGCGGCCGCGGAGGCUGGUUCACGGCGGGGCAAGGGCAAGAACAGGGCAGAGGACGAUGAGGAGGCGGCGGAGCCGUUGAUGGACGACGAGGUCACGGCAAGCCAGGAGGGCGUGGCGCCGGGUGAGCUGAGGGCGUACGCGCACAGGGACAUCAAGCCGGGCAACAUCAUGAUCGCGGACGACGGCAAGACGCCAAUUCUUAUGGACCUUGGCUCUCUGGCACCAUCGCCCAUCCCCAUCACGUCAAGGAGCCUGGCGCUGCAGGUGCAGGACACGGCGGCGGAGCACAGCACCAUGCCGUACCGGGCACCGGAGCUGUUUGACGUGAAGACAGGCAGCACGAUUGACACGGCAGUGGACGUGUGGUCGCUGGGAUGCACGCUGUACGCAUGCCUGGUGGGCAAGUCGCCGUUCGAGGCGCGUUCGGAGGAGACGGGCGGCUCGCUCAGUCUCUGCGUGCUCGGCGGAGACUGGCGUUUCCCGGACGACACGCCCGCGCAGCAGCACGGCAAGCAAAAGGCGGCAGCGGCUCCUGCGCAGCCGAACGAGCAUCAAAUCAGCGAGAGCGUCAAGGAAAUCGUGCGCAAGUGCCUGAGCGUGGAGCCAGCCGAGCGGCCCGACGUGGACGAGCUGAUGGGUCUGGUGGAGGAGGUCAUCGCGCAGCUGCCAGAGGACGGGUCGGGCGAGUAAGAGCUCGCGGCUCGGUGGUGAGAAUUGGGGAGUGCGGCUUUGAUACCCGGGCUCGGGCUGGCGUCAGGAUGGUGUGCUCUAAUACGUAUAACGCAAUGUCAUGGGUUUUGGUGUGUAUCUGCGGGGACAACGCGAC